AUGGCUCACUCCAGCGGGGGAGAAACCGAGAAGCCUUCAGCUUCGGCUCCUUCUGAGGUGCGCAGGCUGGAUCUGGAGCCGCAUUCCACGCCCUCCUUGGUGGAGAAACUAGAUAUGUCUUUGGAUGACAUCAUCAAGCUGACCCAGAGGCAGCGAGGCCGAGUUGGCCCUGGCGGCCUCGGGCACAGUGGUGCUGGCAGGGCCCGCUCCCAGGGAGGCCCCAGGGGCGCACUGAAGGCCGCCCAGCGUGGCCAUCGCGAUGCCUGGCCUAGGAGGAACCGGCAGGCACCCUACAGCAGACGCGGACAACUUCCAGACAAGUGGCAGCACGACCAAUUCCACAGCGCCUUCCCACGUGGAGCCAGCCUGGUCUCCUCUGGGAGGCUGCUGCUGUCCAACCUGCACUUCCAAGUGUCAGACGCUGAUAUUCAGAACCUCUUUGCUGAAUUUGGACCGCUCAAGAGAGCAGCUGUGCACUAUGAUCGCGCUGGACGAAGUUUAGGGACAGCAGAUGUGUGCUUUGAACGCAAGGCAGAUGCCCUGAAGGCUAGGAGAGAGUACCACGGAGUCCCUCUGGACGGGCGUCCUUUGGACAUCCAGCUUGUCCCAUCCCAGGUGGAAACACAGCCGAGCCCUGCACGGAGGCACAGCAGAGGAGGCAUGAGUAGAAACCCUGCCUCUGGGCGCUUUGCUGGGAGAGGCACCUGGAGAGGGACCCAGAGAGGCAGCAGGCAAAGAGAGACAGGCACCUGCAGCAACUCCAAGCAGCAGCUUUCUGCAGAGGAGCUGGACGCACAGCUGGAUGCUUACGCUGCAAGCAUGGACACCAGCUAAACAGCCCAGCCCGUCCACACAAACAACAGGACCCAGAAGGCUCCUCCUCUGAUCCCUAGAGGGAGGGGUGGCAACUGGACU
This is a messenger RNA of Acomys russatus (golden spiny mouse), 915 nucleotides long. RefSeq names its product THO complex subunit 4-like. The transcript has 2 exons. Gene Ontology annotation, biological process: mRNA export from nucleus. The record is from RefSeq and is a predicted model, not a curated record. Lineage: Eukaryota; Metazoa; Chordata; Mammalia; Rodentia; Muridae. Gene Ontology annotation, molecular function: mRNA binding. Bases 1 to 834 code for a protein of 277 amino acids. Gene Ontology annotation, cellular component: nucleus.